GACUUGUUUUUCCGCUACUAGCUGGCUAACUCGACACAUUCCCUGCGACUAAUUAGACUUGUCUUUGUAAACCUCUACCAUAUGUUUAUUAAAGAACGCCAGGUAUACAAAAACAAGAAGAAGAACAAAAGACGAAGCUAGCGCAAAAAAGUCCAGCAGCUGAAGAGAUUGUUGAAACAACGGGAAGAAAAACAAAACAAAACACCGCAAGAAGAAAUUAACGGUGUAAAAGAAACGUAAUCACGAGACAAAGUGCUGGAUGCUGUUUUCAAGCCUGAAGAUCGCUGACAAACAGCCAUGCAGCAACUGUUAGUGAAUAAAGAAGACAUUCUCUCUGAGUGGCAGGAAGGGAAUCAGAGUCUGGAUCAAAAGAACUCAGAGCCUACAAACAUCAAAGAGGAACUCUGGAUUGAAGAUGAAGAAAAAUCACAGUCAUCACAACUUCAUCAAAGCCAAGAAGAUGAGAGUGCAGAAGUGGAGCUUCUCUCCAGGAACUUGAACAGACACAGAACACUAAAAACAGAAGCUCAUGAAGAUGACUGUGGAGGAUCACAACCAGCCAGCAGCUCAAAUUUACAACCACAUGGUGAUGAUGUGCAGCAGUUGGUGAUUAAAGAAGAAAUUCUCUCUGUACCGCAAGAGUGGGAUCUGAGUGGUGACCAGGAGGACAUUAAAGAGGAAGAAGAGAAUCUCUGGAUAAGUCAGCAAGGACAGCAGCUUCACCAUUUGGAGGAGACUGAUGUCUCUAAGCUCACGUUCACUGCUGUCCCUGUGAAGAGUGAAAAUGACAAAAAACCACAGCCAUCACAGGUUCAUCAAAGCCAGAGUGAUGAGACCACAGAGGCUGCACCUGUAGCCAGCAGCUCAACUGUACACAGAACACUGAGAGCACAGACUGAUGGAGAGGACAGUGGAGGACCACAACCAGCAAACAAUUUGAGUCCGAAUAGUCCUUUCCAACCAGAUACCAUUGGUGGGAGUUCAGACAGUUCUGAAAAUGAAACUGACAACAGCUGUGAAUGGAAACAGACCAGAGGCCUGAGUUCAGGAUUUAACUUGCAGACAAACAGCAAUGACUCUGUUUGUAAAAGCAAGUGCAACAUUACUAAGAAAGACUUUAAAUUCUGCCAGGGUAGAAAAGCAUAUGGUCACAUGCAUGAUGCAAAGCAAAGCACAGGAAUGCAAGUAAGUGAAAAGCCAUUUAGCUGUCCUGACUGUAGCAAAAGAUUUGGUCUAAAGGGCCAUCUGAACACACACAUAAGAAUUCAUACUGGAGAGAAACCAUUUGGCUGUUCUGAAUGUGGUAAGACAUUUGGACAAAAAGGCAAUCUGAUCAGACACAUGAGAUUUCACACAGGACAGAAACCAUUUGGCUGUUCUGAGUGUGAUAAAAGUUUUGGGCAAAAGGGUGAUUUGAUUACACAUAUGAGAAUUCACUCAGGAGAGAAGCCAUUUGGCUGUUCUGAGUGUGGUAAAACAUUUGGACAGAAGGGCAAUCUGAUUACACACAUGAGAAUUCAUUCAGGAGAGAAACCAUUUAGCUGUUCUGAAUGUGGUCAAAGAUUUGGGCACAAGAGUGAUGUGAACACACACAUGAGGAUUCAUACAGGACAGAAACCAUUUGCCUGUUCCGAGUGUGAUAAAAGAUUUGGGCAUAAGAGCCAUCUGAUCACACACAUGAGAAUUCAUACGGGACAGAAACCAUUUGCCUGUUGUGAAUGUGGUAAAAGAUUUGGACAGAAUGGUGAUCUCAUCACGCACAUGAGAAUUCAUACGGGACAGAAACCAUUUGCCUGUUGUAAGUGCGAUAAAAGGUUUGGACAGAAGGCUAACCUGAUUACACACAUGAGGAUUCAUACAGGGGAAAAACCAUUUGGCUGUUCUGAAUGUGGUAAAAGAUUUGGACUAAAGGGCAAUCUGAUCACACACAUGAGAAUUCAUGCAGUGAGCAUGAGCCAGCACCAGUCUCAUCCAGCGGAAAAGUAACUAUCUUUUAUGACAAAGGGAUCCCAGCAGGAUGACAUAUCGAAGGAGGUGCAAUAAAACCUGAUAUUGUCAUCUGGAACAAGCAAGAGAAGACAGCAAAAAUUAUUGAUGUAACAGUCCCCAAUGACUAUGGCCUGAAUAGAGCUGAAAGGGAGAAAAUCACAACAUACCAAAACGUUAAAAAUUACCUACGAACAACAUGGUCAUUGAAAUAAAUAGAUAUCAUUCCAGUUGUGGUGGGAGCAACCAGGCUUAUGAAGAGGAACCUGAAAAAAUCCGAAUCCCUGGUCACCCAAGUGCAGAUAGCUGCAAUUCAGGGGAUGUUCACCAUCUUGAAAAGAGCCCUCAGAUACAAUGCCAGCAGUGUUUAGGGUGCAACUUUAGACCCCAGGUCUGGGGCCCAUUGCAUUCUACUAAAAAGCAAGCCAGUAGAAAUGGAAAAAACAAAAAGGACAGAAUAUAUCGCCCAAGUAGAGAAGGCAGUCUAGGUCUCACUGAAAUCAACCAGAGCAUCUAUAAGUAGUAUUGGACAGCAAGGAUUCUGAAGAAGUUGUCAUUAAAAAGGUAGCACAUCACAGUGACACCUUAUCCUGACAGACCUCAGUUAUCAAACUUGCAAAAAAAAAACAAAAAAAAAAAACCUUUGUCUGAGACCUCUUAGAAAAGAGAAAAAGCAACAAUCUGA
Molecule: messenger RNA, 2671 nt
Organism: Thalassophryne amazonica
Lineage: Eukaryota; Metazoa; Chordata; Actinopteri; Batrachoidiformes; Batrachoididae
Product: gastrula zinc finger protein XlCGF57.1-like
Exons: 4
Coding region: 298-1986 (562 amino acids)
Biological process (GO): negative regulation of transcription by RNA polymerase II
Cellular component (GO): nucleus
Molecular function (GO): RNA polymerase II cis-regulatory region sequence-specific DNA binding; DNA-binding transcription repressor activity, RNA polymerase II-specific
Source: RefSeq, a predicted model, not a curated record